CUGCGUGGCUCGGCCGCCGGGCUGUGCGCAGCUGGGCGGGUUUUGCGCGUGAGACGGGCGCCGAGCCCGCCCAGUCUCGCCGUGCAGCGGGGCGGGCCACGUCCUCACCCGGCGUGCGAAGGGCUGUCCUGUCGGCCGGGCGUGGUGGCGCAGCGUCCGGGACGCGGAGCAGGCGGAUCGGAAGUUCCUGCGCAGCCUGGGAGAUUCGCGAGACCCUGUUUCGAAACAAAACAAAUCCAGUUACGCAGAGGCCUUGGGGCAGCCGUGCGCGGCGGCUGUGGCGCAGGCGCCCGUGCAGCAGACAAAAACCCGAGAGGGCGCGGAGAGCCGUGAUGGGCGCAGUAUCCGGUCUGCCAGUGUUGUGGCGUGUCCGCUUCAGAGUCUUACCUAGGUCGUCAGACGUCGCCCGUUCUCACGGUACUGUGAGCCCUUCUCCUCUGCGCUGCAUCCUCCACGCGGUUUGCGGCUGGAUGAACUACCGUGCGUCCCUCGAGCUGGGCAGUGGCAGCGAGCUGCAGAUGUCAAGAUCUUUGGCGCUUCCUUCCUGUUCAGUCUCAGGGUCCCGUGUGUGUCUGUUCUGUGCUGUAAGAGCCUCACUGAGCUCUGGAGAAGUAAAAGCUGUACCUCAUGUACUCACGAUUGUAGCACAAAGUUAUAGGUUAUUUUUCACAAAUAAAACAUGAAUUAGUAAAAUAUAACCAGAACUUACUAGAUUUCACUAGAAAUAAACACCAAAGAAUACAAUGUUCUAAAUAAAAAGGUAUGUAAAAAAAUAGCUGAUGUAAAACAAAUAAAGACGUGCAAGUGUAUCGUGUGCAAA
This is a messenger RNA of Chinchilla lanigera (long-tailed chinchilla), 820 nucleotides long. RefSeq lists its product as uncharacterized. The record is from RefSeq and is a predicted model, not a curated record. NCBI's taxonomy places the organism in Eukaryota, Metazoa, Chordata, Mammalia, Rodentia, Chinchillidae.